CAAGACAUAAUCAUGGCUGACAACAGUACACUGGUGUCUGAAACUGCGAGGAGCCUCUUGGCUGAUUCGUCUGUUCUUGAUUCAAAAAUUAUAGAAACCUCCAAAGAGAAUGGCUUUCCUGGACCUGUUUUGGAUGUUGAAGAAGAAAUGCCUCAAAUAGAAACAAGAGUGGUUUUGGUUCAGGAAGCAGGGAAAUGUGAAGAGCUUCUGAAAGCCUUGGAGACCAUUAAGAUAAUGGAAGUACCAGUUAUAAAGAUAAAGGAAACUAGUCCUGGUAAAUCAGAAGAAAAACUUAUAAAAAGUAUUAUUCAUAUGGAAAUUAAAGUGCCCUACAUAAAGACAGACACGAUAGAAGAGCUUGGAGACUGUGAUUCCCCAGAAUUCGAGACUAUCUUUGUUGUAUCAGACUUCCAAGGUUCUAUCUUUAACAACCUCUGCAAAGCAGAUUGCCGUGUCGUUGGGCCUCCAGUAGUACUGCACUGUGCACAAAAAGGAGAGCCUUUACCUUUCUCCUGUCGUCCACUGUACUGUGCAAGUAUGUUGAACUUGGUACUGUGCUUUACAGGAUUCAGAAAGAAAGAUGAGUUGGUUAAACUAGUGACCUUAGUUCAUCACAUGGGUGGAAUUAUUCGAAAGGACUUUAGCUCAAAAGUUACCCACCUGGUGGCUAACUCAACACAUGGAGACAAAUUCAGAAUUGCCGUAAGUCUUGGCACUCCUAUCGUGAAAGCUGAGUGGAUUCAUAAGGCUUGGGAGAAAAGGAAUGAAAUUGAUUUCUGUGCAGCUGAUGAUGACUUUAGAAAUCAGUUCAAGGUUCUUCCCUUCCAGGAUUGCAUGUUAAGUUUCUUUGGAUUCUCUGAUGAUGAGAAAGCUAGCAUGGAAGAAAUGACAGAAAUGCAAGGAGGACGUUAUUUACCUGUUGGUGAUGAAAGGUGUACACACUUAGUGGUUGAAGAUAGUACAGUAAAAGAUCUUCCGUUUGAACCUUUAAAAAAACUUCAUGUUGUAAAGCAAGAGUGGUUCUGGGGAAGCAUUCAAAUGGAUGCCAGAGCUGGAGAGUCCAUGUAUUUAUUUGAGAAGUCAGACAGUCCUGGCCUCAAGAAGUCUGUGUCGCUACUUUCUCUGAAUACUCCAAACAGCAAUCGCAAAAGACGCCGUUUGAAAGAGACUCUUGCACAACUGACCAGAGAAACGGACAUGUCACCAUUCCCUCCUCGGAAACGCCCAUCAGCUGAACAUUCGCUUUCUGUUGGAUCCUUGCUGGAUAUUUCUAACACUCCAGAGUCAAGCACUACCAGUGGAGAAACACCAAAAUCCUGUGCAAGGCCUUCCAAAAACUCAACUCCUCUUCCAGUAAAGCAGUCUGCAAGAUGGCAGGUUGCAAAGGAAUUGUAUCAGACAGAAAGUAACUACGUUGAUAUUCUAACAACAAUCAUUCAGCUAUUUCAAGUUCCCUUGGAGAAGGAAGGACAACUUGGAGGACCGAUCCUUGCACAGGAAGAGAUUAAGACCAUAUUUGGCAGCAUUCCAGAUAUUCUUGAUGUGCAUACCAAAAUCAAGGAAGACCUGGAAGAUCUUAUGAUGAAUUGGACUGAAAGCAAAAGUAUUGGAGAUAUCAUUCUUAAAUAUUCGAAAGACUUGUUGAAAACAUACCCGCCAUUUGUGAAUUUCUUCGAAAUGAGCAAGGAGACUAUUACUAGAUGUGAGAAACAGAAGCCUAGAUUUCAUGCCUUCCUAAAGAUAAACCAAGCUAAACCUGAAUGUGGCCGCCAAAGCCUAGCUGAACUCCUUAUCCGUCCUGUUCAAAGGCUGCCUAGUGUUGCUUUACUACUAAAUGAUAUUAAGAAACAUACAGCAGAGGAGAACCCAGAUAAAAUAACUUUAGAGAGAGCUAUUGAGUCAUUAAAGGAAGUGAUGACACAUAUUAAUGAAGACAAAAGAAAAACAGAGGCACAAAGGCAGUUCUUUGAUGUUGUCUAUGAAGUUGAUGGAUGUCCAGCCAAUCUCUUGUCCUCUCACCGAAGCUUAGUUCAGCGUUUGGAAACUGUAGCACUUGGUGAUGACCUCUGUGACAGGGGAGAGCAGGUCACCCUCUUUCUGUUCAAUGAUUGCCUAGAGAUUGCAAGGAAAAGGCAUAAAGUUAUUGGUGCUUUCAAGAGUCCACAUGGCCACACGAGACCUCCUGCAUCUCUCAAGCAUGUUGUCCUCAUGCCUCUCUCCCAGAUCAAGAAAGUCCUAGAUAUCAGGGAGACAGAAGACUGCCAUAAAGCUUUUGCCUUAGUUGUGCGGCCACCUACAGAACUCAACAACAAGCUACUCAGUUUCCAGAUGACAACUGAAGAACCUCCUAAAGAAGAUUGGUUGAAGACGUUGUGUCGGCAUGUGGCUAACACUAUUUGUAAAGCAGAUGCAGAAAAUCUCAUUUAUACUGCUGAUCCUGAUUCCGUUGAAGUAAAUACUAAAGAUAUGGACAGUACUUUAAGCAGAGCAUCCAGGGCAAUAAAGAAAACAUCAAAAAAGGUUACAAGAGCAUUUUCUUUCUCAAAAACACCAAAGAGAGCUCUUCGAAGGGCUUUAAUGUCGCAUUCUGCAACAGAAGGAAGAAGUCCCAGUUCAGCUAAUGAGGGUUAUAUAGGCAGCCGACUGACUAGUACGUCAUCAUUAGCGGGUAUUUCUUCUCCUUCCUUGGUCAGUCUUCCCUCAAUCUUUGAAAAAAGGAGUCAUACAUUAAGUCGAUCAACAACCCACUUGAUAUGAAGCAGGUUUUAAAUACAAUGCUGUAUUGAAGUGACUGACAAGCAGCUGGCUGUUCAAAUAACCUGUUACUGACAUUAAUGGUACCUUAGUCAUUGGCACUUAGCAAUGAUUAGCAAAAUGUUAGAUAACACUAAGUUAAUCACAAGGGGUUUUUAGUUGUAUUGAAGCAGAUCAGCUAAUCAGUGGAAUAAGUGACUUGGUCUUCAUUUAAGACACAGUAUUCCCUUGCACAAAUGUGUUUGCUCACCAACGUAAUAGAAACAUUUUCUUCUAUGGAAAUUGUCCCCUGUAGGAAACAAACUACUUUGUCAGUUUUUUGAAAUGAAGAUGAUGUUCACAUAACUUACCGCUAGUUUGGAUGACUCUUAUGCUUGCCUAACUUCAUCAAUUGGCAGAGCACUCUAAUGUUUGCAUUGUUCAUUUCUGAAAUGGACAUGCAUUAUGAAGUACCUGACCUUUCAAGUAUGACACUUAACCUGUUGUACAGCUGCUUAUUCCAGGUAUUUUAUAAAUGUAGUUGUUUAUAAAGAAAUAGAAUGAAGUUUCUGUGAUUAUG
Pterocles gutturalis (yellow-throated sandgrouse) is the source of this 3313-nucleotide messenger RNA. It is a transcript of the gene ECT2, whose product is annotated as epithelial cell transforming 2. The transcript is spliced from 24 exons. Gene Ontology annotation, molecular function: guanyl-nucleotide exchange factor activity; GTPase activator activity. NCBI's taxonomy places the organism in Eukaryota, Metazoa, Chordata, Aves, Pterocliformes, Pteroclidae. Gene Ontology annotation, cellular component: nucleus; cell cortex. The record is from RefSeq and is a predicted model, not a curated record. Gene Ontology annotation, biological process: mitotic cytokinesis; activation of GTPase activity; regulation of cytokinesis, actomyosin contractile ring assembly. Bases 13 to 2757 code for a protein of 914 amino acids.